This is a messenger RNA of Ambispora gerdemannii, 2148 nucleotides long. The record is from the annotation of a GenBank genome assembly. Lineage: Eukaryota; Fungi; Glomeromycota; Glomeromycetes; Archaeosporales; Ambisporaceae.
AUGGCUACGCAAAUGCACGCGUUAAACCUUUCCAGGACACACUUUGCGGCCAAUUUAUUAUUAAUUCAUCAGAGCCAUUCUAAAUACAUACGUCGUUCGGUUAAUUCUUAUGUUCGUGGGUUUCAUUACUCGUUAGCUAAUCUAUAUGCGAAUGCUCAACAGACGAAACCAGACUAUGGCAAAACCUUUGAUAAAAUUCUUAUCGCAAAUCGUGGUGAAAUCGCGGUUCGCGUAAUUCGCACGGCCAAAAAAAUGGGCAUUAAAACCGUCGCGAUCUAUUCGGAUGCAGACGCUCGUAGUUUACAUGUUCGAUUAGCUGAUGAAGCCGUUAAUGUGGGACCUCCGCCUACAAAUCAAAGUUAUUUACAUUUACCUGCCAUCUUGGAUGCUAUAAAGAGUACAGGAGCUCAAGCGGUUCAUCCAGGAUAUGGUUUCCUUUCUGAAAACGCACAUUUUGUAAAAGCUCUUGAUGAGCUCGGAAUAACCUUUAUUGGUCCUGGUGAAUAUGCAAUGGGUGCCAUGGGUGAUAAAAUUGAAAGUAAAAUUAUUGCCAAGAAAUCCGGCGUAAAUGUAAUUCCUGGUUUUGAUGGAAUUUGCAAAAAUGAAGAUCAUGCUUUUUCAAUCGCUCGUGAACUCGGAUAUCCAGUGAUGCUAAAAGCUUCUGCUGGAGGUGGUGGUAAGGGUAUGCGAAUAGCAUGGAAUGACGAUCAAAUCAGAGAAGGUUUCAAACUUGCUACACAAGAAUCUAAAUCAAGUUUUGGGGAUGAUCGAUUAUUAGUCGAAAAAUACGUAGAUAAUCCACGUCACAUUGAAAUACAAAUUAUUGCGGAUAAACACGGAAAUUGUCUAUAUCUUCCGGAAAGAGAGUGCUCUAUUCAAAGACGAAAUCAAAAGGUGAUCGAAGAAGCCCCAAGCACCCACUUGGACGAAACAACUCGACAAGCUAUGGGAGAACAAGCUGUCGCUUUAGCGAAGCAUGUAAAUUAUUCAUCAGCUGGAACGGUAGAAUUUCUGGUCGAUUCUCAGCGAAAUUUUUAUUUCCUUGAAAUGAACACUCGUCUCCAAGUCGAACACCCAAUCACCGAAUACAUAACUAGACUAGAUUUAGUAGAGCAAAUGAUACGCGUAGCAGCCAAUCAGAAAUUGUCAUUUAAACAAGAAGACAUAAAUUUCCGCGGAUGGGCAAUAGAAUCACGUGUCUAUGCUGAAGACCCCCAAAAAUAUUUACCGUCGAUUGGACGUCUGAGUAAAUAUAUCGAGCCAGUCAGUCUCACUGAUAAGAACGAAGUUCGUUGCGACUCUGGUGUAAUAGAAGGAAGUGAAAUUAGCGUUACUCAUAAUAUACCUUUACUGCGUGAGGUUAUUGGAAGCGAGAGAUUCCAAUCUGGCAAAAUAACCACUAAAUUCCUCGCAGAGGAAUAUCCCGAAGGUUUCCAAGGUCACGUGCUCAAUCAACAAUCACUUUUCCAUCUUGCGUCAGUCGCUGCUUUAGUUCAUGCUAAACGGGAUGUAAGAAAUUGGUGUUGGGGUGAAGGAAAGGAGGCCUUAUUAAAAGGCACCUUAAGCGGAAAAACUCCACACACUUGGGAUCUUUGGGUUAAAGUAAAAACCGGAGAAGGUGGUUUUCAAAAUGUACCUGUACGAAUUGAACGAAAGCACAAAAGCUUACAAGACAAAGAUGAAUUUUUGAUAAAAACUCUUGAUCAACCUCCAACCACGGUAUUCUCUAAUUGGCCUAUUGAAUCUCCAAUAAUUAAUGCUCAUUUUCAAACUCCGGAUAAAACUGAAGAAGUAUUAACCGUACAAUACAUAGAUCCUUUACCAGUCGGUUUCCGGCUACAAUACAAGGGGACUAAAUUCGAUAUUACAAUUCACACCCAAAGACAGCAUGAAUUAUCGCAAUAUAUGAUCGAGAAACCUAAAGCAGAUUUGACCAAAGUAAUAUUAGCUCCUAUGCCUGGGAGUGUAGUAAGCUUGGCGGUUAAAGUUGGUGAUGAGGUAAAUGAAGGAGCUGAACUUGCAAUAGUGGAAGCCAUGAAAAUGCAAAAUGUAUUAAAGGCUGCUCGACUCGGCAAGAUAAAAAAGGUCAACGUGAAACCGGGAGAUGCCGUGGCUACUGACGAGGUCAUAAUAGAAUUUGAAGACUGA